Molecule: messenger RNA, 1698 nt
Organism: Mytilus trossulus (common blue mussel)
Lineage: Eukaryota; Metazoa; Mollusca; Bivalvia; Mytilida; Mytilidae
Product: methionine--tRNA ligase, mitochondrial-like
Exons: 12
Coding region: 33-1691 (552 amino acids)
Biological process (GO): methionyl-tRNA aminoacylation
Molecular function (GO): ATP binding; methionine-tRNA ligase activity
Source: RefSeq, a predicted model, not a curated record
CUCAGUCAAAACUAAUGCUGUAUUUGUAAAUAAUGCUGACAAAAUCAUUGUUAUUCCGAAAGAAAUUUGUACUUAUAAAAUGUGUGAGAGUAUUCAAACAAAUAAGGUUUUAUACGUGUAAUAACUAUUUUGUGACAACACCAAUUUUCUACGUAAAUGCAGAGCCACAUAUUGGACAUUUGUACACAGCUGUUCUUGCAGAUUCUGUUGCUAGGUGGCAUGAAUUAAAGGGAGGUAAUGUCAUUUUUACCACAGGAACAGAUGAACAUGGAUUAAAGAUACAACAGGCAGCUGAAAAAUUUGGUUUAUCACCAGAGCAACACUGCACAAAUAUUUCAAAGAAGUUCAGGGAUUUAUUUAAUGUAACAGAUAUUAAGUAUACAGACUUCAUAAGAACUACAGAAAAUAGACAUAAAGAAGUAGUCAGUCAUUUCUGGCAAACCCUUAUAAAGAAUGGUUAUAUUUACAAAGGUGUUUAUGAAGGAUGGUAUUCUGUGGCCGAUGAAGCGUAUUUAUCAGAAAAUGAAGUAAUUGACAUACUUGAUAAAGAUGGGAACAACAUAAAGGUUGCCUAUGACAGUAGGCAUCCUGUUGUUUGGACCAAAGAAGAUAAUUAUAUGUUUAAAUUAUCAGCAUUUAAAGAUGGUUUGACAGAAUGGCUUGAUCGUGGAGUGAUCCACCCACAGAAAUUUGAAGUGUUGGUAAGGCAGUGGGUCGAUGACUUAGGGGAUUUAUCAGUAUCAAGACAAAGGAAUCGAUUGACUUGGGGUAUACCAGUGCCUGGUGAUGAUACACAAACAAUAUAUGUAUGGUUAGAUGCUUUAGUAAAUUAUCUAACUGUAUCUGGUUAUCCAAAUGAAUCACAUGACUGGCCACCUGAUUGUCAUGUGGUUGGAAAAGACAUUUUAAGAUUUCAUGCCAUCUAUUGGCCAGCCUUUUUACUCGCAGCAGGUCUCCCACUUCCAAAAAGAAUUCAAAGUCAUUCUCAUUUCCUGGUGGAUAAUACUAAAAUGUCCAAAAGUACAGGGAAUGUUGUAGAUCCAUUUGAUAGAAUAAACAGAUACACCUCAGAUGGAUUACGUUAUUUCUUGUUGAAAACUGGGGUACCACAUGCAGAUUGUAAUUACAGUGAUCAUAAAGCAUUAGAUUGUCUGAACAAUGAUUUAGCAGAUAAGCUAGGAAAUCUGUUGAAUAGAUGUACCAGUAGGAAAAUAAAUACAAACUUUCCUGAUCUUUUUCCAGCUCUCAAUCAGGAAAUUUUGGAAAGCAAGUUUUCUCCUGAAGAUAUAAAAAUGUACAAAUCAUUACAGCAACUACCAGAUUUGCUUGAUGAACAUUACAAUGAGUACAAUAUAUACAAAGUGAUAGAAUGUGUAAUGAUGUAUAUAAAAUGGGCCAAUAAACUUAUAGCAGACAAUAAACCAUGGCAACUUAAAAAGAAUCAGGAGGAUCUACAGUUCUUAAAAUGCCUGAUACAUGUAGUGAUGGAAACAUUAAGAGUCAAUGGCAUCAUUCUACAACCUAUUGUGCCUAAUUUAACUGAUCAAUUGUUAGGAAGAUUAGGAAUUCCUAGCAAUGAAAGAAUGGUGAAAAAUAUUCACUUUGGAAGUAAAGAAAUAAGUGAAAGAAGAUUAGGAGAAUCUCAUGGGGUUUUGUAUCCAAAAAUAGUAACAUCUAAUAAACCAUCUUGAAAAUUGA